AUGGCAAAUAAAGCGAGCUAAUAUCAAAAGGAGAAAAAUAAACAAAAAACUAGCACCUAAGAAAAUGAAGUUAAGAGCGAAGAAUAAUUUUAGAUAGAAGAGCUAAGGAAAUUGUUGACUGUUCCGCCAGAAGAAAGGACAGAUUAAAAUAUUUAGGAAAUAGCUAAAUAAGUUAGUGGUAUACAAUUUCUUUCGAAAUACAAGCAUUCUUAAGAGUUUAAAGAUAUUUGCAGAUACUUGUAUAUAAAAUCUUUAGACACAAGAUAAUAUGUCUUUAAAUAAGGAGAUAUUGGAGAUGCUUUUUAUAUCAUAUUGAGCGGUGGAGUGACUAUUUACAUAGAUGAACCAACUGAAUAUAAAAAUUUUAUGCAAUUGAAAGAAAAAAAUAGACUUGUAAGAGGAGCAGCCUUUGGUGAAAUAGCACUGAUUACUAAUUCUAAAAGAACUGCGACAAUCAUGGCAAAUCAACCUACAGAAUUGAUUAUUUUAGAAAAAGAUGUGUUUCAAGCUUUUAUUAAAGAAAAAAAGACUUUGCAUUUGCAAAAGCUUUAGUCAUUUUUAGAAAAUAUGAAUUUGUUUACACUUUUACCAGAAAAUAUUUUAUUAGAAAUAACCACAAAAUGUUAAAUAAAAAAAUACCCUUCAAACACUAUAAUUAUGCGAUAAGGUGACGAUGCUGCUGCUAUCUAUUUCGUAAGAAGAGGACAAGUAAAGGCUGUAAAGUGCAUUCCAUUUAAAUAUGAUCCUUUGACCAAGUAAAAAGUACCAUAUGAUAUUUCAGACCCACCUGCUGAUUUUUAAUUGAGCGAAAACUAUGAAAAUAGUGAAGAUUACUAUUACAAAUAAGAUUUCAUAGAAAUAGACGAAUUUAAUGAUGGUGAUGUCUUUGGGGAGUAUUCUGUCUUUUAUUAAGAGGUUUAAGAAUAUAGUGCAAUUAGCUCAACUCCUUGUGAGGUUAUUUAUAUUACUGUGUUUGACCUAAACAAGAUUAUACCUAAGGAAAAUUAUGAAAUGUAUAAGGAGUCUUUAAAGAGGUAUCCAAGUGAUGCUGAUAUCAGAUAAAUAUAUUGGGAAAGAAAACAUUGGCAAGAAUUUAGAAAUAAAAUGAUUUAAAACAUAAAUAUAGAAAAGGAGCAUAGGAGAGGGUUUAUGAAAAACUUGAGGACUUCAAUUCCUAGAUAUAAUAGCAAAUAUAUUCCAUUCAAUUUGAGCGAUAUUUAAAUAUAAGACAAUAACCUCUAUUUUGAAAUUAUGCAGCAAAUGUGCUAAAUUGACGAAGAAAGUAAAUACGAAGAAAAUAUUAAAAAUCUCAGCUUGUCUUACUAGCAAGCAGCGAAAUAGCUUGUUAAUGAUUUAAAUUAGUAAUCUGUUUUUAUUCAAAUUUCUAAAAUUGGCAAAAAAGUGUCUACUCGCUCAUCAAUAGCUUCAAACAGACAGUCAUUUAUGAAUGUAACUCCUAGUAAUCGUGCAUCUAUUAUUGAAUAUUAAUAAUCUCCUAAGCGCAGUUCCAUUUACAGUUUUUAAAAUAAAAGCAAACAGCAGGUACAUCUGCCUCCAAUCUACAAAAGUUAAAAGGAUUUGUAAAAUAAAAUAUCUUCAAAAUUUAUUCAAAUAACAGAGUAAGAUUAAAUAAAAUGA
Tetrahymena thermophila SB210 is the source of this 1638-nucleotide messenger RNA. Its product is annotated as cyclic nucleotide-binding domain protein. The transcript is spliced from 8 exons. The record is from RefSeq and is a predicted model, not a curated record. NCBI's taxonomy places the organism in Eukaryota, Ciliophora, Oligohymenophorea, Hymenostomatida, Tetrahymenidae.